UCUUAUUUCUUCCCCCCCUUUUCCUUUUUUGGCAAACGGAGGACAGGAGAAGAAGACAAAGAGAAGGAAGUGCAAGAACGGCGAAGACCCAACAUGAGGAGCAGAUAAGACAGAAAAAAGAGAGAAACAGAAAAAAAAUAUUGCCGCACAUUGACAGAGGAGGGGAGACCGCUUGAUGGAGAAGCCGGCAGGGAUGGAUAGCCGCACGACGGAGUGACGCGUACGGCACAUUUCCAGCCCCGCGAUCGUCCUAGAGAGCGAGGGAAGACGGAGACGGAUAGAGGAAGAAAGACAUGGGAUAAAACGCGCGAGAGAAGAGGAAGCACAACGACGCGCUCGGGUUUCUUCUCCGUCCGUCUCACCCCCCACUCCCUUCAACUCUCCAAAGUUGUUCCUCCAUGUCUGGACGGGCGGUUCGAGCUGAGACACGGAGCCGAGCAAAAGAUGACAUCAAGAAAGUGAUGGCAGCCAUCGAACAUGUCCGCAGAUGGGAAAAGCGGUGGGUGACUGUGGGGGACACGUCUCUACGGAUCUACAAGUGGGUACCUAUUGUGGACCCCCGGGAUGAGGAGAAAAGGCGGCUGGCAGGCAACAGUGAGCAGCACCGGGCCAAAGAACGAAGGACCCGUGUGCCCAGCCCUCGGAGCAAUCCGGCUCUGCUCAUGUUGGACCUCAAUGAUGAGAACAGCAAUCAGAGUUCCAUUUCAGAGACCUCCUUACUGAAAGGCGGGGACACCAGCCCUGGCUCUACUCUAGAUCGCAGCCAGACUGUAACUCCCACCCCAUUAGGGGAGCUAAAGGCAGAGGACUCUCAGCCCCCUUUGCUGGGACAGGAAGGAGAAACUGGGGUGCUGCUUCUUGAGGGAACAGAUGAACCCCCUAUGCUUACCAAAGAAGAACCUGAUCCCAAGAUGUCAGAGACCAAGGCGCAGGAUCCAGCAGGCCCCUUGGAGCCCACGAAGUCCUUUGAAGGACCCACCCCUGAGACAGAGGAUUUGCCAGAAGCUCCACCAUUGAAACGUAUCCGCAAUGAGGCACAAGAUUCGGAGUCCAGCCAGCCCUCAGAAGCUUAAGCUCAGGCCUGCUUUUGCCCCCUCCCCACUCCUUUUGACAGGAUGUAGGUGUGUAUGAAGGGGUGGGGACUAGCUGGGAAGAAUGUAUUAACAUAAAGUUUGCUAAAAUGUGGUGCAGGCCAGGCCACCUGUCACCCACUCCCAUUCCUGACCUGGGGCACUGUCAUCAUUUCACUGUGCUUGCUGCCCCCUGGUGGAGGCACAAUGUAAACACAUGACUGUUGUAGGUGAAUUAACAUGGGGCCAUCCUUGGAUGCCCAAGAGUGGCCAUGUUUGUUUACAUUCAGCAGCCAUGCUUUGUUUUGCUUUUUUAACAGUGUGUGCAUGCAUGAUGUGCAGUAUUAAAACGUGGCAGUGGGGAGUGAAGUACGAGUGGCUGUGAUAGGAAGUGGAGACUGGGGUGGGGAUCAUGAGGAUGGGUAGGGAACCGGAAGGGCUACUUGAAAGGCUUGGCCUACCUAAUGUACCAUGCAGAUGAUCUCUUGAGGAAAUGAGAAUUGUACUGUGGGGGAUGGGGGAGGCAUAAGCACACUUGCCAAAAGAAAAAGGAUUAAAAGUUUGAUUGAACACACACAUUUCAGGAAAGCCACAAAGCUCCAGAUUAUUUCUUCUUCCCCAGGUCUGCGAGUGUAAGGGCAUCCAUGAGUUUAAAAGCAAGACUGGGUGUAAUCUAUAUCCCAACCCAAAGGAAACUCACAUUCUAAAGGGAGCAAAAUAAUUGUUCCUUACUUUUGCAUGACUGUAUUGUUUCCAUUAUUCAUAGAAGAGGAAUGUGGAGAUGUUUCUGAGCUUUUCUUCAGAAUGAAGACUAGAAACUUUUUUAAAAUGACAGUGUAUCUCACACUGGUUUUCAGGCACACAGGAUAUGUGGAUCCCUGAUUAAGUAAGGAAUUGAUCAUAAAUUGCUCAAAUAAGUUCUGGAGGUUAAGGCUAUGUAGAUGUUAUACACUCUGUCCUGAAAGCUCUUUUUCCAAAUUCCUGAUGUGCAGGGGCUGCUUUUCGGGAAAGGGAAAGAUAUUCUUUAUACGCUUAGUAAAAUUCACAAACUGAAACAUUUUGGGGCCGAGAUCUCAAAGCCUCUGGCUAUAACUAAUCCUUGGCAAGGAAGCUGGAGGACCUUGGAUUCUAUUGCUGCCUCUAGCAGGGGAAGGCAGACUUGUCUGUGGAGAUGGGAAGUGGAAGCUGGACGUUUCUGAGUCCAAGUUUCUUAGGUUGUACUGUACCCAGUCUUAAGUAGAAAGGCAUAGAGCAUAGCAGGUUGAAGGGUGGGCGCUGGGAGUCUGGAUUCCUGAGUUCCCUCUGCCCCUUCCCCAAUCUGGAUGGAAAAUUUGAAGAAAUCAGGAGGCAAAAGGUUCUGACUAAUGCUCUGAGAGUGGAGUAGAAAAUAAAUGUGCUUUGUCGAUUUUGUGGUGUAUACACACUUUUUUCAUUAUAGUUUGCUGUUCAACAGCAAGCUGUGUCUGUGCCUGUGUUUCCUGAUCUCCAUGCCUUCCCAAAUGUUAUUAGUCUUCUCGUCCGUUGUCUGGGAUUUGGCACUGCUUUUUGUUCUCCCUUCUCUCCCGGCUCCCAUCCCACUUCACAACCACUCCAUUAAGAUGGAGAUUUGGAGCCAUAAGGGCAUAGCCUCUCCUUAGUACCUGGCUGAAGGUGUGGGUCAUAUAAUAUUUCCUAGGCAUCUGUGACACCAAGCUGAUAAUCAAAAUGGAUUUGUUAAUGUCAAAGAAUGCCGGUUUUUACAGGCUCACAUAACUUUGAUGUGUUCAGUCAUCAGUCUUUAAAAAUACUCUCCUUAUUAGUUUUGCUGUUUCAUAAAAUGUUCCUUUUGUGGCUUCUUCUUUAUGCAACAAUGCUAAGGAGUGCCCAUUAUUUAAACAAUAUAACCAAAUGCCUCUUUGAGUUUUAGAGAACAUCAUUCCUCACUUAAAUAAUUGUACACAUAAAGCACAUAAAUGACUUGCGCCUCUGCCGGCUGGCCUUUUCCUCCUGGGGCAAGAUGGCAAGCAAUCGUGGCCACCGGGGGCAUCACCCUCUACCCACCUGAGCUGUGGGCAAUGUCCCAAAAUUCUUGGCCAUUCUUCCUUACUAGCAUUCCUCAGCCAUCUAGAUGGGCACUGCUGUCUUGUCUGUGAACAAACAAUGUUUGCUCCCAGUUUAGCUUCCCAAGCCCAAAACCUCUAUCUCGCUUCUCUGCAAGAUGCAGCUAUCAAGAGAUCUUGGUCACUGGAAACUCAACAUUCGAGAUCGGCCCAAAUCAGCUACCAAGCAAAAGAUGGGGGAAAAGAACAGGAAUCAAACACUCAGGCCUACCACUUAGGCAAGGUGAGGCUUUCCACUGCCAAAUUUUGGGACACCAUUAAAAAUGUAAAUUAUUAACAAAAUCAUAUUUUUACUAUAGGGGCGGGGGAAGAAGAAGUAUUGCCAUUUGGAUUCUCUGCUUCUGUCACCAAAAUGUCAAGAGUAGUCUUACUGUUAGCCUAGUAUUUGUUAAAAUAAACAAGACAGUUUAAGGAAAUAUGAAAUGGGAAAAGAAGGUAUGGCAUCAGUUCAGUAGAAGCCACAGCUUAGCCCACUAGCUGAUUUUAAAAUUGGUGCAAGUAAACCCCAGAUGUUGGCUUUCUGUGGGUUUCAGAGUUUGAUUUUUGAACUUGGUAAAGUUGGUUCCUAGUUCUCAAUUCCCUAUUCCCACAAACAUUUGAAACAAAGUUUCAAUGGGGAACAAAAGUUUAUAUGCUGCUUUGCUGCGACAUGAGCUUUGGCCUACCCCAGAUGGUGUAUCUUCAUUACACCUUUGAGAUACACACAGUUCUCUGCAGGCAAAAUAGUUUUUUUGGUGCAACACUCUUUAAUACAUGACUGCCCCACAUGAUAAUUAAAAACAAAGAACUGUAAGUGUACACUCGGAGACAUUAUAAAUCAUACACCCAGGCCUCCAGCAGAGUGUCUUCUGUAGAUGCUGCAAUGUCGCAUCUGCUCUAAUGCUUUAUUUUGGUGCAAGACACCAUCAAGCACAAGAGCUCACACUAAUAAAAUUCAGUAUAUAUAGAACUGAGUAAGGAGCUGGUGUGGCAUAAACCCACAAUAAGCUUUGGCCACCCCAAAUCAUACACCUAAACUUCUAGGAGGGUGUUAUCUAUGAGAUAGCAUAGAAUCACAUCUAGCCAAAUGCAUUUUUUUGGUGAAAGACGUGAUGAAGUGUAGCAGUGCCAAUAAGAGAGGUUGGGUGUGUGCAGCUGAAGAAUGAAAUCUGUUGUGUUCUCCAGCUUUUGAUGGGUGCGGUGAAUAAAGGUUUUCAAAAUAUUAAAAAUGGGACUACAAGCACAUAUGGAAAUGUGUACUCUGUUAUUGCUGUCCAGACUUCUUCCUCCUGAAGUUGACCAAGGCUCAUUGGUAAAUAUCUUCUCUAGGUUAAGUACAGUGGGCUUCAAACACACAACAACAUCAAAUUUACACAAAUCCUGCAUGUAGAACAGGAGUGGGGAACCUUUGGCCCUCCAGGUGUUGCUGAACUACAACUCCCAUCAGCACUAGCAAGCAUGGCCAAUGGCCAGGGAUGAUGGGAGUCAUAGUUCAGCAACAUCUGGAUGGCCAAAGGUUCCCUACACCUGAUGUAGACUGUUGUGUGUGACAGACGCAUACACAUGUACUUUCCCGUACCUGGCCCUAGGAAAUCAUGCCUUGUGGAGGACUUAAGUUUGUGAUGUGCGGCCAUCUUGUUGAACAUAUUUGCACAAUUUCUUGCACAGGAAAGAUUUCCAUGUGGGAGCUUUAUAAUGUUCGGUGUAGGUCCCAAAAUAGUCAUUAAGUCGUAGUCAUUAGUAGGUAGUAGUGGGAGUGUGCUAUUGUUUGUUUCAGCAAUAACAUGUUAACAUUUUUUUCUUUUUUUACCUAUUGUUUUCUAUGCAAUAUUUUUAUUUUACAUUGUAACUCUCUUGGCCUAUAAAGGAGAUUCCUCAUUCUGAGCUUGGUGUAUGUGUCUGUUUAUAUGUGAGGGAAGCGAGGAUAUACUCUGAAAAAAUUCAGAAAGCAUCCUUUAAGCAUGAUGAUUUUGUACAUGUGUUGAAUGUAUUUCAUCAGGCUGUUAAAUAAAUAACUUUUCUCUGAA
This is a messenger RNA of Rhineura floridana, 5175 nucleotides long. It is a transcript of the gene BCL7C, whose product is annotated as BAF chromatin remodeling complex subunit BCL7C. The transcript has 6 exons. NCBI's taxonomy places the organism in Eukaryota, Metazoa, Chordata, Lepidosauria, Squamata, Rhineuridae. The record is from RefSeq and is a predicted model, not a curated record. The coding region runs from base 399 to 1073 and encodes 224 amino acids.